CAUGUGUAUAUACAUUGUACAUAUCAUCAGACCAGUGCAUGCGAGCAUUCAUAGAAUGGUGUUACCCAGAAAAAGAAUAAAAUGGAGAUAGACAGUCUGAGACACUGUAUUCCAAAAGCAUUGUGAUUGUUAAGGUGGUGGAAGUUGUGACGUGAGGACGCAUUUCUGAACUUCCCUGAUAACAAGAUUUCAGGUCAACCGACUUUGACAUUCCAAGAUGGGUCUUGGUUGUGGAGGAACGAUGGGGAAAAUUUUCCUGAUUGGCAUCAACAUAAUAUUUUUUGUGCUUGGUUUGGGAUUGCUGAUAGUAGGUGCUUUAAUGAAAGCCAAUGUGAAGAUUAUUAAGGAGGAACUCAAACCAGCUCUCAACUCGGUGACUGUCAGUUCGUAUAAACUCGGAGACCUGACCGACAAUCUCUCCAUUGUUUUCAUAGCCAUUGGGGUGUUUAUCUUCCUCGUCGCCGGUCUGGGUCUAUUCGGUGCUUGCUGCCAAAACAGAUGCAUGCUGGUCACGUACGCCAUAUUGGUACUGAUAUUGCUGAUCAUUAAAAUAGUUGCAAUAGCUCUGUGGUUCACGAUGAAAGGAGAGGUAGAGGACAAGGUGCGAGAGGAAAUGCUGAAGUCCCUAAAUGGCCACUAUACAAGCAACAUGCUAGACAGCGAUAAUGAAAUCUCUAAUUCGUGGAACUACAUGUUUCUGACGUUGGAUUGUUGCGCAGUCAAUCCUGUGACAGGGGUUGCUAACGACUUCAAACAAACCCCAUGGUGCACGACAGCUGGUACCUGUCAACAAUCGAACGCCGACCUUCCUGGGACGUGCUGCACGGGUGUAGAUGCUAACACCUACCGCACCGCUCCCUCCGACUGUACUUCAGCCAUUAGCGGCUACAAUACAAUGGGAUGUUACGAUGCUCUGAAGGACGAGAUAAACUCGUAUUCCACUCCGAUUAUUGGUGUUGGGGUUACGAUUCUUAUCAUUGAGCUCCUUGCUGUAAUAUUUGCGUUCGUAAUUUGCAAGCAGAGUGGACAGGACGAGGUUGUAUAAGAAAGAUUUACUGUUGAUGUAAGGGAAACAACUUCAGCAGACUAUGUGAUGCUACCAAGGCUUGGCUUUGUGUUCACAUUAAUCAAAUUAUCAUGUACAUGUAUCAGGAUUGACGAUAGUGCAUACUGAAAUUAAAUUUAUGUAAACAUCUUGAGGGAAAUAGAAACAGGAUGUUUACAAAACAUUACACAAAGUAUAAUUGAUAGAGGUUUCGUAAUCUUGGAAGAUCUGAAAUUUAUUUCCGAGAUCGUGCAUGCUUUAUGUGAUUAUUUCAUAAAUGACUUAUCUACAGUGUAUAGUAUAACAAUGAUCACGUGUGAACAAUGUACAGUAUAAAUGUACAUAAAUGACGUGCGUAUCGAUAUAACACUAAACAUAUGUGAACAGUUUACAGUAUGUAUACAAUAUACAUGUACUGCAUAAUUCAAUCGCAUCAAUAUAGGGUAAAGAAAACCGGAAAUACAUUGUAUUCAUAGUCUCAUUUUUUUAUUUACGAAUUGAACUUUUAUUCCGAAAGAAAAUUUUUAUUCAUCGCCCAAUCAAUAGUAUCGUGUUCCGGAUUUAGAUGUUCAUUAUUUUUAAGAUUGCACAUUAGAUACCAAGAAUCACCGUACAAUUGUUAUGGAACACAAAAAAAAUACCUGAAAUACGUGUCUUGGGGUACAAAUAUUGAGGAUACACUGGAUAAACCAGAAACAGUAAAACCGAGCAGAUACAGAACAUUGAAUUGAAGGAACACUAUUCCAGUGUAUCGUUUGACCAUUAUGUUUUAUUGACUUCUGAUUACUUUAUACCCACAACUCUUGUAUAUAUGUAGAUUCUUUAUAUUUUGAUUUUGUGGUGGUAUUUAUCGCGAUUAGAGUACUAUUCUUCAGUUUAUCACGAGCUGGACUGCUGAAUACUGUAUAUCGGAUCAUUUUAGUGUGUUGGAAAUUUGGGCUUUUUUACGCAUGAGAACAUUUCGUCAAUAAUAACGCCAAAAUUUCUAUUCAUAUUGAUCAUACACUUAUUGAAUAUAAUUACGCCAAUGUUUGAAGUAUUCUGCCAAAUAUUCCAGCAAAAAUUACCCGAUAUAGGAUCUAUUUUAUUACUGUGUGUAACUUUGUCAGUGCCGUCUAAACAUUUGCUUUUUCUUUAUCAGUGUUUUAAAUGUUUAUACCAUACUUUUGAUAAUAAAAGCCACGAGCCAUUG
Messenger RNA from Ostrea edulis (European flat oyster), 2237 nucleotides. RefSeq names its product tetraspanin-9-like. The transcript is spliced from 10 exons. NCBI's taxonomy places the organism in Eukaryota, Metazoa, Mollusca, Bivalvia, Ostreida, Ostreidae. The coding region runs from base 218 to 1045 and encodes 275 amino acids. Gene Ontology annotation, cellular component: membrane. The record is from RefSeq and is a predicted model, not a curated record.